Molecule: messenger RNA, 2781 nt
Organism: Malassezia japonica
Lineage: Eukaryota; Fungi; Basidiomycota; Malasseziomycetes; Malasseziales; Malasseziaceae
Gene: EFR3
Product: plasma membrane localization protein
Exons: 1
Coding region: 1-2781 (926 amino acids)
Biological process (GO): protein localization to plasma membrane
Source: RefSeq, a predicted model, not a curated record
AUGCUCUGCAUUCCGAAAUCGAACCACAAGAAGCUGGUCGACGACUGCUACCCCGCGCCAAAGGCGCUCGCAGCGACCGCACCCGAGUACCGUCCGAACUCGAACGAGCUCGGGCGCCUGUGCUACUAUGCGCAAAACAAGCCGGCCAAGCUGACCAAAGUCGGCCACCUGCUUGCGGCGCGUAGCACGGUGGAGCGCAACGCGAUGCGCUCCGUGCCCAACGACCGCGUCAAGGCGGGGCUGAUGCUCACGAUCGGCAUCCUCAAGGAGCUCGUCGCGUCCUCGCCAGGCGGCCUCACCUACCUCGCGCCGACCGUGCAGACGGUGCUCUGCGAGAGCUUGCAGGCCUCGGCGCCGGGCAGCGGCGGACACGCCGCGUGGGACGCGGAUAUCAGCGGCCGCGCGGCAAGCACAUUUGCGCAGUACGCGCGUGCGCUGCCGACCGGCGCGCUCGAGAUCGACGAGAGCAUUCCGCGCUCCGUGUACGGCGUCCUGGACGAGAUCCAGGUGAUGGUGCGCGGCAACGUCGACGAGCACACGCGCCUCACGGGUCUCGGCGCGAUGGAGGGCAUCGUCCGCUCGCGCGUGCUCUAUUCGAGCGCGUUUCCGGACCUGCUCCAGCGCGUUUUGCCGGGCGUGCUCGACACGGUAAGCCCGGCGCAUUACCCCCUCGAGCAUACGGCCGCGCUUGCGGACCAGGACGGAAACCUCGCCGUGCCGAGCGCCGCGGAAAAGCCGGCAGAUGCAGAGAGCACGACGUCGGCCGCGCUCAUCCUCCUGCGCCAUAUCGUGCAGGGCGCGGACGCGGUGCAGAUUCGCACCAUCAUCCAGCAGACCCUCGCCUGGUUCGACACAAACGGCGGCCAGCAGUGGGCGCACGAGGAGUUUGCCGUGUGGCUCCUGAGCCUCCUGGCGCUCUGGACGCCCCGCGCGUCGCGCUACGCCGUGCCGCACACGCUCGUCGACGUGCUGAGCACGUCGUCGGUCAAGGGCAGCGACCUCCGUGCGACGCGCCUCCUGCAGUCGCUGCACGCGAUCCUCGCGAACAAGAUCGAGAUCGUCGGAUUGAACAUGACCGACGUGCUCGAGGGCCAUAUCCACUUCCUCCUCGCGCACGUCCAGCACAACCCCAGCGACCCGACGGUCGGCGCGACGGCCGACGCGAUCGGCCACCUCGUGCAGUACCGCGUGUACGCCGACCAGCUCACCGACUUUGUGCAGCAAAUCAACGCGCACCUCGUCCGCGUGCAGAGCGCCUCGCCGCCGCUCUCGCCGCAGCAGCGCGACAACUCGCUGCGGGCGCUCCUCUACUGCCAGAUGGCCAUUGUGCGCCUCGCGCACGCCGACCGCGCGCACGCGCUCACGCCGGUGCCACUCCUGGCCUGGCGCUCGACCGAGUCGCUGCUUCUGUCGAGCGACCCGGCGGUGCGCUUCACGUACCUGCAGGCCCUGCUCGUCUUUCUCGAUCUUGCUAGUGACCCACAGCAGGCGCUCGCGCGAGGCGAGGCGUCCUAUGCACCGGACAGCGACUCGCUCAAGUUCCUGCACGCGUUCACGGCCGACGCGUACGUCGUCCUCUCGCGCGAGACGCUCUCGCCGGGCGCGUCGCUCGAGGCGGUGGCCGUCGGCGACGGCCGCUUUGACGUAUCGCAGCUGCGCGCGGUACCGGCCGACUAUGCCGCGCUCCUUGCGGUGCUCGAGGCGCUGUACAUGGUGGCGCCCGCGCCCGCACUCCUCGCCACCGUGCCUGCGCUCCUUGCGCUGGACCGCGUCGCGGCUGCGCCGCGCUCGGAUGCGGCCGCGCUGCCUGCGUGCCGCGCGGCACGCUGGGUCGUAGGCCUCGCUCUCGCCAAGCUCGGCGAGCUGUGGAGCGUGCCCGCGCUCGUGUCCUAUGUCCAGGCACACAUUCUCCAGCCGCUCGGCCACGUCGACCUCGAGCGCCCGACGCUCUCGGCGCAAUUUGGCGCGGCGCCGGCAUUUUCGCGCUUUGGCGCCUCACCGCUCGCUGCCGGCGCGCAGCAGCCGGACGUCGAGACGGUCGCUGAGCACCUUGCGUCGAGCGCGCCGCUGCAGGCUGCGACAAACUGCGACUCCUCGACGCUGCGCGCCUGGCUCCUGCGCAACUGGACGACGUCCGUCGCGGCACAGGACGCGCAGAUCGGCGCACAGCCGAUCGGCCGCGUGGGUGCGACGAGCCCGCAGCGCGGCCUGGCGCGCGCGACGAGCGCGGCGCGCGUGCCCCCGACGCUCCUGCGCGAAGGCUCGAUGAACGUGAGCCAGCUGCGCAUGGCGCUCAUGAACCGCGCGCCGAGCCGCGGCAAUGCGCUUCCGGAGGAAGACGGCGACGUGUCGCUCGGCGACACGCGUUCUACGAUGACGAGCCGCUCGCGCCGCCGCCGCGGCAGCGUGUCGGGCGGCCACGUCGACACGCGCCCGAGCGUCGCGUCGCUCCUAGACAAGUACAAGGUGGGCGGCGAGUCGUACGGCGCGGGCGGCGCUGCGUACGCCGCCACACCGGCCGCGUACGCUCCGACGCAGGGCGCGUACACGAGCCAUGCGCAGGAUGCGUACGCAGCCGGCGCGCCGAGCGCCGCGGCGCGCACGACGCAGGCCGCAGCGUCCGAGGCGCCUGCUGCAUACAGCGCGCAGCCGGCCGAGUACACUACGCCAGCCGCGCCGCUGCCUGCUUCUACGGGCCAGCUCGCACCGGCUGUCGGCGGCGCUGCACCCCUGACCGAUGUUGAGCACCAACUCACCGGCCUUGCUCCGGUCCUCGCAUAG